UCUCACAGCUAAAGACAUGCAGGUUAGGUGAACUGGAAACUUUAAAUUGUCCAGAUCGCUUGUAAAAAAAAAGAUCUUGAUCUCAAUUAGACUAACCUGGUUAAAUUAAAAUACGGAAUUACCCCAAAUUACCUGGGUGGGGGGGAGACUGAUAUGGCAUGUUCACACUGUUCAAAAGAUCAGAUCUCAGUGUUCUGACCCUUCUCCCAGGAGCCACAUGGUCCUCAUAACUGAUCAGGUUUGAAUAAGCUGUAGAACCAAACAUCCAAGGUUUUGGUCAGGCUGUCAACCCAAAUCCAUACUUUGGCAUAUUCAGAUUUUAUUCAGAUUUAUUCUUGAAAGUCUGAGCAUCACAUUUUUGCAAAUCUGAUUCAAAGUGUGUUUGAAAGUGGUUUAAAAUUCCAAUCUGAUUUCUUAAGAAGCAUCUGUCUGGAUGCAUAAAUUGGAUUUCAAACAUGUCUUUUCUGUCGCUUUAAAUACAAUGACGACAUCAAAUCCACAGUGACGGCAGUGCAGACAGUUUGUCUCAAAAGAUCUGAUUUGAGUGAAAAAAAGAGAUUUCCCUGCGCUGUGAGCGUAGCCCAAAUCCAAGAUAACAGCUCAGUUUGUAGUUUUUCACUUGCACAUCAAAGUGUAUGGCAAUCUUAUUUGAAUAAAAGGGAAUAAAAUUUGAAUAAAAGUGCUGGUAUUUGCAAAUUUAAUGAAAAUAUGUGUGAUUCACCAUUUUGGAGCUAUUGAACCAAACUUGCGCGAGCUAUUGAAGUAUUCUUUUAAAACUAGAGCUCUUGGCAAAACUCUAUUGUAUCUAGUAAUGCUAAAUGUCCAGCAGGUGGAGACAAAGCUUCAUUUCAAGAACCUUGCAUAUAGCCUGCUGUGGAACACUGCUAAUAAUGACCAAUCUGUUGUUUAUAUUAGCAGUUGUAGGAUUGUUCAUUGAACAGCUUUUCCUUAUCUUAGGACCCUGUCACACCUUGAUGAUUUAAGCAGCGUAUGUCGACCGUAUUAAAAACUCUGACAUACGCUGAAUUUUUUUUCACUGCUGGAUGUAUACAUAGCGCAUUCAUAACCAGUUGGACAUAUACAUGUCGUAUUCCUAACUUAUAUAUAUAUAAUGUUUCAAUUAAUUAACACCAACGACUGCAUAGCAUGUUGCGGGUUACACAUGCAAUUUACGCCUAACAAUAUCUGUCUUACGCAAAGUGUGUGGCAGAGUAUCACUGACGAGCACGGGGCGAUCACAUGUUGUAGACCUAUAUAUGGCUGCGCUUGACAAUCACCGCACUCGACAUCGGAAGAUCAGCAUGUUGCAACAACCUGCUAGCAAGAACUCUCUUGGCUGAGGCUGGGGGUGAAAGGUGCCAUGAUCACCCAGUCAACCUCUGGAGAAGAUGCAGGCUCCAACACCUCUCGGGCUUUGUCCAUGGCGUUGGUUGCUGCGUCCGUGGCCCCUAUGGACGCUCCACUUGCCAAGAAGAGGAGGGCCAAGAAGAUGCUGUUUUGUCUUAAUGUCCAAGAGCAGCAGCUCAAGUGUGAUUUAAUUCAUGAGAAUGCAUGCCUGUGGGACAUUAAGAAGAGUGACAAUGAGAAACCCACACCCAUCACCCACACCCGUCUCAACAAGAAAAAGGGCAGAGACGGCGCCCCAAAACUGACUGAGAGGGAGCAGUGGGUGAAGGCAAGCUUCGCCUUCCUCAAAACUGUGGUCCACCAUCGUGCCGAGCCCGUCUACUGUGUGAAGGAAACCAUCACAGCACAUACCGGGGACCUUGAGGCUGCCAAGGCUGCCUGUGCAGACAUCGUGGGGGCUUCUGACAGCACACUCUUCCCUAUUCCCUGCUCAACACUGCCCAGGGACAAGCGUGGCCAGGAAGAUGAUCAGUUGCUGCAUUCAAUGCAGAAGAGGGUGUAUGAGUCUGGGGAGGUCCUCAAAGGUUUCGUUCAGCCUCAGCCCAUCACAGCCACUGCACUCUUUGCAAAUUAUGUGCGUGACAGUUUGGUCAGCAUGUCCAAGAGCAAGUUCAGGAAGGUAUGUUCACAGAUAAACACCAUCCUCAGUGACCUGAUGGACAAGGACAGUGAGCAAGAACUUCCCCAAUUCACCACCGUUCCUGUGCCUGUUGCUGUGCGACCAGUUUCUGCGCCAGCUGCCUACACUCCCACAGGCAAUUACCAGCCACUUCUCCACAUGUGGAGAUACCAAGCACCAUCUACUUCAUCAGUCUUGGGUUCACAUCCAGCUGGGUAUGUAGACCUGUACAUGCAGCACCAGCAGCAGCAUGUACAGCAGAUGGGUUUCGGCCUCCGCAUGGAAUCACACAGCAAAGAUCCACCUCUAUAUCUGCUGCUUUAAAUUCAGCUGGCCAGUUACGGCACCCGAGCCUAAGCACCCUUGUAUGAAGGGUCAAAGUGAUAAAAAUUAAUUGAAAUAUUGA
Messenger RNA from Thalassophryne amazonica, 2432 nucleotides. RefSeq lists its product as uncharacterized. The transcript is spliced from 2 exons. NCBI's taxonomy places the organism in Eukaryota, Metazoa, Chordata, Actinopteri, Batrachoidiformes, Batrachoididae. Bases 1361 to 2350 code for a protein of 329 amino acids. The record is from RefSeq and is a predicted model, not a curated record.